CCAAAGUUGUUUCUAGAAAGUCUCUUAUCAACAACAAGUGACCAAAAUCACCAUAGUACUUACUACUACUACUACUACAAAGCUUAUUACUUUUAUUAGAUUUACAAAACCAAAAUGAUGAUUAUAAAUCCCUAGAAAUAGAAAUGAGAAUGAUGAAUGACAGCUGUUGACUUGGUCUGUUUAUUAAAACAUUAUAUAACCACAUAAAGAAAUUAUUAAAGUCAUCAUAAAUACAAGAAAGUCAAAAGGGUAGGAGAAUGCUGAAGCCUAGGCCUUAAAAAAAGCCCUUGCCUUUUUGCAGCAAUUCUCAAGAAUCCAAAGAGCAAAAAUCAAAGUACCUCAACGCUCAACUCUCUUUCUUUUUUCCCCUUUUUCAAGGGACGGUUACAAAGUCCACAAGAAAACCUAAAACCCUUCUUCACACUCGAUACACACACAUCUAAUUUUAGUAUCUGUGUGUUCAUAUUUCCUAUUUAAUCAUCCCCAAUUUCAUUUCGUGUUGUGCUUUGCUUUCUUCUGAAUUUGGAAGAUUUGCGAUCGGUAAGUUCAAAUUCAGAAUUACCCAUUCGCUGAUUUUUCAAGAAAUGAUAUCGAAAUUGAAGGGGUUUUUUGUUAAGAAAAGUGGUUGAUGUCAAGUUGUAGAUUCAGGUGUUGAAGGUGGCUGAAUUACUCCAUGGGUAAUUUAUGCUGCAAUUCCGUUUCAAAGUUUGCAGGCGGCCAAUCAUCACAUGGCACGGGUAAGGGGCGGGGCCACCAAGGAUCCAUCAAAUAUGGAUUCAACUUAGCUAAAGGGAAAGCUAAUCAUCCAAUGGAAGAUUACCAUGUGGCAAAAUUUAUUCCUCAUCAAGGACAUGAAAUUGGACUAUUUGCUAUAUACGAUGGACAUUUGGGAGAUAGUGUGCCUGUGUAUCUUCAAAAGCAUUUAUUCUCCAAUAUCCUAAAGGAGGGUGAAUUUUGGACAGAUCCUAGUAGGGCAAUUUUGAAAGCGUAUGAAAGAACAGACGAAUUGAUUCUUUCUCAUAGUCCUGAUUUGGGAAGAGGCGGAUCGACUGCAGUCACUGCACUUUUAAUUGAUGGUAGAAAAUUAUGGGUGGCAAAUGUUGGAGAUUCUCGGGCAGUUCUUUCAAAAAAAGGGCAGGCCAUUCAAAUGAGUGUUGAUCAUGAACCCAAUACUGAAAGGGGCAGCAUUGAAAACCGUGGAGGUUUUGUCUCCAACAUGCCAGGAGAUGUAGCAAGAGUAAAUGGACAACUAGCAGUUUCACGUGCUUUUGGGGACAAAAAUCUCAAGAAUCAUUUACGUUCAGAUCCUGAUGUAACAAAUGCUGAUAUUGAUGCAACUACAGAGAUUCUCAUUCUUGCUAGUGAUGGAUUAUGGAAGGUUAUGACAAAUCAAGAGGCAAUUGACAUAGCAAUGAAGAUCAAAGAUCCACAGAAGGCAUCAAAGGCACUAGUAGCAGAAGCCUUGAAUAGAGAAAGCAAAGAUGAUAUUUCAUGCAUUGUGGUUCGUUUUAGCUGAAGAAAAGUAUAGCUUCAAGGGGUGGUACUAUGUGCAGUAUAAGGUGUACAUUUGGAGGGGUUUAAGUUUGUGAGUUGCAACUCAAAUAGAGUGAAAAAAGUUCCGAAAUUUGGGCAUAAAAAAAAGGUAGGUAAGUUAUAUAUAUAUAUAUAAUUAUAAAAUAUAUGACUCAUCCCUGG
Messenger RNA from Lactuca saligna, 1695 nucleotides. The record is from the annotation of a GenBank genome assembly. NCBI's taxonomy places the organism in Eukaryota, Viridiplantae, Streptophyta, Magnoliopsida, Asterales, Asteraceae.